CUGUUCUGUGCCGAUAUCACUUUUACUGUUACUCUAUUCAUUGCGGCGCUGUUCAUUGUUUGUAUGAUACUCAGUGACAAACAAGAUCGCAUCUCCAUUGUGAAAAAUUUAAGUAGAUAAAUGAAGAUGGAACGACCACCACCACGGCGACCGGAGGUGCGAUGUCUUUUCUUAGGCAAUCGAGGGACAAUGUUCUUCGUGGUGAAGAUAGAAGAUGCCCGCAAUUUUUCUCGCGGGACCUAAGGCGCAAGCGUCUGAAGUUCGCGGAGAAUGGGUUGCUUUUCUCGGUGGUGGCGCUGCAUCGCCGUAGUCUCUCUGAGGCUAGUGCGGGUUCUUGCUGUAGAAGAAAAGCUGCAGAAGGAAAGCGGGGGUCCAAGUUCAUCUCCAGAGGACGGAGGCGGGGUGCAUCUUACUAAAGAGGAGGAGGAGUUGAUGAAAAUUGAAAGCCACUUCUGGUUGUUUUCCUUCGUCGAUAAACAUGGCAGAGAGCCGCAUGAAGGACUAGCUGUUCAUGCCUUCACAGCGGAAGCGAAGCUCGUGGAUCCACAGGACGAUGGGGGGCGUAUUUUGGCGUUGAUUGAGCAGCAGGAGAGAGACCACAACAUUCCAAAACCUGCACAGGACGAAGGUGGGCACAACUUUUCUCUCGGGCGUGUUCUAGUCGCUGCCAUCGACGCGUACGAAAAAUCCUUUCACCGGAAAGAAGGAGAAGCUGCGCCCGACGGUAGGUUGAAACAGGCUUACGACAUGAUCGUGGAAACAAGCGGGAGUGCCGGGAGCAAGUCCGUCAAAUUCGCAGUACAAAAGCCGGACGUAAGCCGGAUCAUCCCCCUCAAGAUAAGAUCACCCCCCUCAAGUUUCCAAGAUCACCCCCCUCAAGGGCGUCGGGUUUAGGUUUUAGGGCUUAGGGCUUAGGGUUUCGGCGGUGUCGUCUGGGCCAGCCGUCGCGACGGCGCCGUCGCGACGGCUGGCCCAGACGAUUCCCUUUUGCCCCUUCCUGUUGCGGGUCGGAGGCACGCGCCGCCUCGUCGCCCUCGCCCCCCGCCCUGUGUUUCCCUCCCCGUUCCCCCCUUCGUUGGUUUGCCGUGCUCCCGCUCGGGGGGGCGCGCUCUUUGUGCCGCCUUUGCUGCCUCGGCGGGCGAGGCGCUAGGCGCUUCCGGGCCUCCUCGGGUGGCUGCCCGCCUGUCGCACAUCUUGAGCCAGGAAUCCUCUUGGAAGGCCUUCCAGCAUGCAGAUACCAACGCCGCCCCGCCCUGCCCCCGGUCUGCCUGCCGCCGGCCCGCCUGCCCUUGUCCCCCCCCCCGUAGCCUGGCUGCCUGCCCCCGGCCUCGCUCGUUGCCCCCUUGCUUCCUGCCCCCGGUCCACCCCCUGGCCCCCCUCACCCCCCCCCUGCAUCUUGAGGGGGGUGAUCCUUGGGGGGAUGAUCCUGCCGAUGUCCACAAAAGCCGGAAGGCAGCCCCGAAAGCGCAAAGGAAGGUGAAUUUACAGUAACAACCCAGGUUUGGUCGUACUUCAAGGGACUCGGAGUAACGGUGACCGAGAAUGCCGACGGUAAUAGUUUUUUGAUUCUCGACAUGUUUCUGGCGGAGCCAGGGAGUGACCCAGGGAAAUUGAAAGUGAUGGACAAAGCUAACGAUUCCGAAAGAACAGUGGAACGAAAACUUUUUGUCGGCUAUCUGAAUGACAGGCUCUCGAAAGCAAUGGUGAGAAAAGUGCACGGCGGAUGGGAUAGGUACAAGCACGAGGGUGAAGCAGUCACGAUGGAAUUUCAACGUCGCGCGAUGGUCUCUCUAUUACGAGGCGAAGAUCAAGGGCACGGACACGGUAAGGAGAAGCCGGGGACCGGCGGAGCAGGAGCUGGGCCGGAAAAUCUCGCUUUCGUCGAAGAGGCGGAGCUGAGUGAAUACGGCGCUGUAAAAGGCGAGGCAUUCGAUAUCAAACAGCACGACGGCGCGUCUCCUGCCUCUUCCCCCGCCUCGUCCGCGCUUGAAACAGCCAAAGCAGCUCCGAUGCCCACCUCGCCGGGGGCGGAAGUAGAGCGCCCAGCGACAACAUCAGCAUCCGCUACGUCCGCGCCGUCCUCGACGCGCACAAACGAAGCUGCAGGUAUCCACGCGGAACAAGAAACAGUCGGAUACAAUCCGACCAUCCGCAGUUCUACUCCAAGUUCUGCGGAAAUGAAAUUGCAGUCACCAUUGCCGAAUUUGCAAGCGAAAACCAGCAUUGCUUCUCCGUUUUCGGAAGUGCUGCAAAGCUUCGUCUCCGCCAUCUUCCAGAACCGCGUGAACCACAGCGAGGUCGUCUUGUACGUUACGUUCCUGCUCAUCGUGGCGUUCUUCGUGUUUCUGUUGCGGAAAAAAAUUGCUGCGACGCUUUGCCCGAAAAACGCAGCGAAGAUGAGGAUCAAGCGAAGAAGCAUCGGUGACGAGGGCGAAGAAAUUUCCGGGAGUCUGGAGUUGGAGGAUUCGAUUUUGCAGGAAGAGGGAAAAGAAUCAAACGAUGCCGGUUUUGGUGGCGAGGAUGGUCGUGUUCAAGAGGAGGAUUUAGAAGGUUCCGCCGCAAGGAAGAAGAUUUUGGAGACAUCAAAAACUUCUACCUCAACUUCCUACGGCUCGGUGGAAAGCACGGCUCGGAAAUCUGUCGGGAGUGUGUUGUCUGCGAAAUCGCGCGUCGGGAAGGAAUGUGAGGGAGGCGGGGGAAACGCGUAUAAAUUUUCUAUGAAGCGAUUGAUUUGCAUCUGCUGUGCAUGAACUUCGUGCUGAUGGUCGGUGGAACGCAUGUCGUAGACGCAGCUUCGUAUGGGUUCAAGACAUCAGAGACAAUCACAAUUGAAUCCGAAAAAUCAGUGUGAAAGAAAUGGUGCCCGAACAUGGCGACUUCGGCGCGGGAUUUUCCACCGACAACAAGACAACCCCCAGCGGUCGAAUUGUGGGGAAAUGGAUGAAAUUCGGCCGAGGCGACGGCACGUCAUCCACGGUCGCGGGGGACGAAACCAUGAACAAAAGCCCGACGUUUGACGCGAAGGAACCGUUUUACGACGAGGAAAAGGCGGGGUCCUUACACGAUUUUUCUACUUGUUCUUCCACUUCUGAGGAAACAGAACCUGACGACCACAAGUCUUCAUGCGUUCAUAUUGCCAUAUAUGAGCAUGUCAAAAAUUGCUUCAUCAAAAAAGGUUACCUUCCCCCGACCUGAGCGAGAGCGACUCAACAGAGAAUUUGCAACUCGGUGGUGCGGCCGACAACCUGUCGGGCGACCAUAACCUUCCGUUUUCCGCGGCCGAUCUGGGUAUGGAGGGGGAGACGCAGACUUCGUCGAAUGGAUUGGGAUUUUUCAGGUAGAGACUACUUUUAACGGAUCUGUUGUCAGAGACAAUACAUGCUGCUGUUGUCGAUUUGUUGUUCGUGUGACGUCAGGAAUGAUCUAGUGAAAUCACAGCUCUUGCUCUUUCUCCAAUAUCAGUGCGUCGUCCACGACAACGACCCGCCAAAACCAGUACGGUUCGAACGGGGUCGAAGGGGAUGACCAGCGAACGGAAACUGGCAAGCGGAUUAACGGGUCUACCGCGAACGUCUGAGCGUGGAGCGGUUUUAGAAAAACCGAAAUUCAAUUUGGAUUUGAUUGUAGUGUAAGUAAGUAUAUUAAUGCCUUUUUGAGAUUUUCACUCUCAACUUUCAUUUUUUUCGUUUACCUGAUCAGAUUGUUGUUGUACAAGUUUCGCAUUGAAUAUAAAUACAGGCUGAAAAACAAGCCAAUGAAUUUUGUUUCCGAGAAAGAACAAGGCCAGAAGUGUCUUUUGUAGUGAACAUUAGGAAGCAAAUAAAAAUACCAAUCGCUUACUCGCUCCUGAUAUCAAAUGCAAACACGUCUGGGCCAGGCAAAUAACUGCGGAGUUUGUCAUGCAGAGAUUGCAUGGUCCAGAAGGUCUGGAAUGCGGAGCCUAGCAUCACAGGUUCUGCGAGGGCUCUGCAAUGCCUUCUCAGCAGGAGAAACCCUCUCUCAGUGUGGCCAAAAGUUGAAGUUUUUUCUGCUCGUGCAUGACAGAUUUUCGCGUGACUGGCAGAGAGCAUCACAAGUUUGAAGCUUGCGCCUUUUGUUCUCCGGACCAAGACGUAUUUGCAUGCGAUACCUGACGUCCUUCUCCCAAGAUCAGUCUUCUUUCCGACACGGCUGCCACGGAAAACCCAGUACUCUCCGGAGUCGACGAUUUUUUUUGACGACGAGGGCAAAGUUGAAUUUCAAAUCCGAGUUUUGUUUGUACUGAAUAAAAAAUAAGAUAUCCCAAUCAGAGUUGUAACUUUUUCAAAAUACGUCUUUUUAGCGGAUGGGAUGCGCCAGAUGUUGUUAAUGCAAAUAAAGCUAUCAACAAGUGUUUUUUGUCAUGACGAAAUCACUAUUGCAAGUGCAAAAGAAACUACUCAGCGGACCAAAAAUUUCAAAUGAAAAUUGUACAGCACAUG
Molecule: messenger RNA, 4460 nt
Organism: Amoebophrya sp. A120
Lineage: Eukaryota; Dinophyceae; Syndiniales; Amoebophryaceae
Source: the annotation of a GenBank genome assembly